Messenger RNA from Salpingoeca rosetta, 885 nucleotides. RefSeq lists its product as uncharacterized. Bases 1 to 885 code for a protein of 294 amino acids. The record is from RefSeq and is a predicted model, not a curated record. NCBI's taxonomy places the organism in Eukaryota, Choanoflagellata, Craspedida, Salpingoecidae. The transcript is spliced from 10 exons.
AUGAGGUUUGCAGUUGUUGUUGUGGCUGUUGUGCUGCUUGCUGGCACAACAAUUGCAGAGGAUGAAAACUUGACCAUCUCCCUCUUCCAAGACUCGGACACGUGUCGUAUGGAGACAAUCAACUCGUUGGCCAUGGUGGUGCAGGUGGAAAAGCUCGAUGGACGUUGUCACCAACUCCCAGAGCUCACCAUCUUCUCAGAUCCAAAGCCUUCUUACUACAAGCUGACCUACGAUGCAACAAAGGACAAAGUCACGGGCAGCCUGUUCUGCAAGGACGACACCUGUACCAAUUGUGGCGCCGAGCUGAAACGCAAGCUGACCACAGAGUGUUUCGAGGUGGCGGACACUUUUGGGCAGACCGACACGGGCUCCUACCUCUUCAGCGCCUCUGUGCAGCGCAGUGAGGGCGCGUGCAUUGGACCCGGCGAUAUUCCACGCCCGUCCCUUCCAGAACUGCUCAUGUUCCAGUACUUUGGCAGCAACGCCUGCACGCUUGGCGGCAACGCAACAGCCACCAUCCAGAAUUUGGGUCGCGCCGACAGCACAUGCCGCAAGCCGGCCGUGAGCACGCUGUACCAGAAGGUCGAGGCGGUGAAGGAAGGCAUUAACCUGUACCUGGACUGUCACGAUAGCGCGUGCCACAACUGCGGGUCGCGGAUUCAAAUUGCGCAGACGGACGAGUGCAAUCCACUGCACGACGCAACAUAUGUCCUCAACUUCCAAGAAAACCUGCAGGGUUGUGCGACCUAUCCACGGCACAACAUCAGCAGCGAGACAGGUGCCAUUGCCGGGGGCAUCAUUGGGGCGCUGUUUGUUGUUCUCAUUGUGUUCCUGUACGUCUCGCGUCUUCGCUCCAAGGACCGCAGCACCUACAACCGCAUCUAA